UUUGACACUUGAUCUUCAUAUGCACAUGAAAGAAACAUCUCAGCAAUCUUGCAGAUGCCUAUAUGUGGCUAGAACUAGAAGUUGUUCAAACUAGUGGUGAGUGCUACUCAUGGCAGUGACUCAAUUGUGCUCUUCUGCUUCCUUGUUUUACAUGUCCUGCUUCCCCAAAAAUGCGACUCUUUCUUCACCUAUCCAAUUUUCUCAACAAAGGGUUGUUAGUUUUAAUACAGUUAUAUGCUGUGCGAGCCCCAGGGAUACUAUUGAACAUUCUGGUAAUGGGUUUGGUGGUCUUCCUGAAAAACUGUACUCUCAUAGAGAAUCAGGUACUAGUAGUAGUACUAGUACUAGUAUUAAUAAAGUUGCACCUCCAAGGCCUCGCCGGAUCAUUUUGGUUCGGCAUGGGCAGAGUGAAGGAAAUGUGGAUGAGAGCGUCUACACUAGAGUUUCUGAUCCAAAGAUCCGAUUGACCGAGAAAGGUAUGGCUGAUGCUGAGGAAUGCGGGAAGAGGAUCAGGGAGAUGAUUGAAAAAGACAAAGUGCAUGAUUGGAAGGUCUACUUCUAUGUGUCUCCUUAUAGAAGAACAGUUGAAACACUCAAGGGGUUAGGGAAAGCAUUUGAGCGCUCAAGAAUUGCUGGCAUGAGAGAAGAACCUCGCCUAAGAGAGCAAGAUUUUGGGAAUUUUCAGGAUAGGGAGAAGAUGAGACUUGAUAAAGCUAUGCGUAUGCUUUACGGUCGAUUCUUUUACCGGUUUCCUAAUGGGGAAUCUGCAGCUGAUGUUUAUGAUAGGAUUACAGGAUUCAGAGAAACAUUGAAAUCGGAUAUUGAUGUGGGAAGGUUUCAGCCACCAGGGGAGAGAAAUUCAAACAUCAACUUGGUGAUAGUUUCGCAUGGCCUAACGCUGAGAGUGUUUCUGAUGAGAUGGUACAAGUGGACAGUGGAGCAGUUUGAUGGCCUCAACAACUUUGGUAAUGGAAGCAUGGUUGUUAUGGAAAGAGGCUACGGUGGAAGGUACAGCUUGUCAAUACACCACACAGAAGAAGAGCUAAGAGAGUUUGGAUUCUCGAACGAAAUGAUAGUUGAUCAGGAAUGGCAAAAAUAUGCAAGAAUUGGAGAGCUGAACUAUGAUUGUCCAACGCUAAACUCCUUCUUCACCCACUUUGGUGAAGAUGAUUGAUGAUGGUACGGUUGGGGAGAAGUACUAGUUAAACAAGAUCCAGAUCAAAAGAAGAUCGAAGAAGAACAUACAAUUGAAUGUAAUUCCUGCAAUUGCAUCGUAUUGAAAAAGGGCCUAGAAGUGUACUGAUUGUGUUUAUCUUGCACUUGCCCCCCUAUAGGGUACUUCAGAUUCUGUCUUUUAGGUGAGCAAACUUUUACAUUUUAAUAAAAAAUAAGACAGUAUCUAGAAACACUAUAAAACUCCACAGCAAGAAGCAAAAUUCAAGUUAUCAAUAAAGAUGAUCUACCAUUAAUUCAACUGAGCAAGGGAGGGAAGAAGCAUGCUGCUGUAAAGCGUGUGAAGUGCAAGAAGGAGCUAGCAGGAUGGAAUUGUCUUAGAAACUCUCUUUGCGGAGGAUAGGCUCAUAGACAGAAUAAGUGUCUCGAGUUUGAUUUGAUUAUUUUCGGGAUUAGAAUCAAGUAGUGGUCAUUCUGUUGCUGCUUUUAGGCAGAUCAUCAUGUUAUAUAUAUCCCUAAUGAGACAUAACUCAUACAACUAAUCACUUUUAUGCAUCGCUUAGUUACAACUUUA
Rosa chinensis is the source of this 1747-nucleotide messenger RNA. RefSeq names its product phosphoglycerate mutase-like protein AT74H. The transcript is spliced from 5 exons. The record is from RefSeq and is a predicted model, not a curated record. Gene Ontology annotation, molecular function: phosphatase activity. Bases 110 to 1174 code for a protein of 354 amino acids. NCBI's taxonomy places the organism in Eukaryota, Viridiplantae, Streptophyta, Magnoliopsida, Rosales, Rosaceae.